Zingiber officinale is the source of this 2675-nucleotide messenger RNA. Its product is annotated as receptor-like serine/threonine-protein kinase SD1-7. Gene Ontology annotation, molecular function: protein serine/threonine kinase activity; ATP binding. Gene Ontology annotation, biological process: recognition of pollen; protein phosphorylation. Lineage: Eukaryota; Viridiplantae; Streptophyta; Magnoliopsida; Zingiberales; Zingiberaceae. The record is from RefSeq and is a predicted model, not a curated record. The transcript is spliced from 9 exons. Bases 33 to 2531 code for a protein of 832 amino acids.
GGCGUGCGCAACGCAACUCUGCUUAAGCUUCCAUGGCCAAGACGCAGCUCCUCCUUUUAGAGUUAUUGGAAAUAGUAGCAGUAACAACACUCUUCUUUGUUGCCCAGUCCUCAUCUUCUGGAGACACAAUGAUCCAGAACAUUUCACUUGUCCAUGGCCAGACCUUGACAGCGUCAGGAGAGUUGUUCCAACUAGGCUUCUUCAGUCUAGAUGAUAGUUCAGUGAAGGGAUACUUAGGAAUCUGGUACUGCAAUCUCACACCGCAAGAAGGCACUGUAAUAUGGAUCGCCAAUAGAAACAAGUCUGUCAACACAUCCAUGGCAUCAUUCACCCUCACUUCUGAAGGAAGUCUAAUCUUAUUUGAGGAUGAUAGAAUAGUUUGGUCGACGGGAACGAGAUCCACAGGACUCAAUUCUGCACGCUUGCAGCUUUUAGAUUCUGGAAACCUCGUUCUGAACGACAGCAACUCGAUUAUAUGGCAGAGCUUCGAUCACCCAAGCGACAGCCAGACGUAUCUCCCUGGCAUGAAGUUCGGAUUUGUCAAACGGACCAAAACGUCACGGCGGCAGGUGUCAUGGAAAAACUCCACAGAUCCUUCUCCGGGAGACUACAUCCAAAUGAUUCGUGCUCAACCUAUACCGGAUUUGAUCACGUUGAACGGAUCCACCAAAUACCAUCGCGGCGGCCUAUGGAACGAAUAUGCAUUCAUCAGCCUUCCAUCGAAGGCGAGCUCAGUAAGGCCCAUGUUUGUUACCAGUGAGAAUGAGACCUACAUUCUUGUUAGUUACAUGGUCUCGCCGACGCCGGUGCUGUUACGGUACGUGUUGUGCGCCAAUGGAUCCGUCCAGGCUUGGUUUCUUGAGAGGGGUGGCAAGGGAGAGUGGCAACUUCUGUGGUCGGUUCCAGAGGACGAGUGUGAUGAUUACAAUCGCUGCGGCCGCAACAGCGUGUGCACCUGGAACUACUAUGCCGUCAACUGCGAUUGCAUGGAGGGGUUCAUAAAGAUUGCGGAGAGCGAAAGCGAGGCCGGGUGCCAGAAGGAGAAGCCUUUGAAUUGCUUGUCGAACCAGUUUUCAAAGGUUCAGAACUUGAAGAUGCCAGACCCUGAGAACGCUACAGCACGAGGAAACAUGAGUCUCGAUGAGUGCAAGAAUAGGUGCUUGAAGGAUUGCUCCUGCGUGGCGUAUGCGGUGAUCAGUGGAUUUUAUGGAUGCGUAACUUGGCCGGGUGAUCUGUUGGAUCUCAGGACUUAUGUCUCUGGAGGAGAUGACUUAUACAUUCGACUGGCAGAAUCAUCCACAAAGAAGCACGCGUGGGCAGCAAUUGUCAUUCCGCUGUUACUGGGAUUUUUUCUUCUAUGUUGUGUUGGCAUAGUCGUUUGGAGGAAGAGAAACAGAGCGUCGACCGGAUUGCUAUUACAGUUGCCAAAUGUAGAGGAAGGUGACUCGAUGACUCGUGAUGAUGUAUCAGAGUCCAAGUUGGUCUCGAUCGACUCAGAAGAUUCUCGUCUGCAUAAUACUGAUAAAGGAGUAGGUAUGAUCAACACAUUGGGGUUUCUACCUUCCUACGAUUUGGGGACAAUAAAAACUGCAACAAAUAAUUUCUCUGACGGAAACAAACUGGGAGAAGGUGGAUUUGGUGUUGUUUACAUGGGUCAAUUGGAAGAUGGAAAAAAGAUUGCUGUCAAGAAAUUGUCAAGAAACUCCUCACAAGGCCCGAAUGAGUUCCAAAAUGAACUAUCACUCAUAGCCAAGUUACAACAUAGAAACCUUGUUCGCCUUUUGGGUUGUUGUAUCGAAGACACCGAGAGAAUUAUCAUUCUUGAAUAUAUGGAAAACAAGAGCUUAGACGCCUUCAUUUACGAUAAAACAAAAAGUUCUUUGCUAAAUUGGCAAAAACGUCUUAAGAUUAUAAUUGGGAUUGCACGAGGACUUUUGUAUCUUCAUCAAGACUCUAUCUUGAGAGUCAUUCAUCGUGAUCUUAAGCCGAGUAAUAUCCUUCUUGAUAAGGACAUGAUUCCAAAGAUUUCAGAUUUUGGCAUUGCAAGAAUAUUUGAAGGAGAUAGAGCUCUUGAGGAUGGAACCACUAGACCUAUUGGAACAUUGGGAUAUAUGGCCCCUGAGUACUCAUUAUACGGACAAUUCUCAUUUAAGUCAGACGUAUUUAGUUUUGGUGUGAUCGUACUAGAAAUCUUGAGCGGCAAGAGGAAUCGGACAUUCGGUCAAACAAAUUUCAAUUUAAACCUUUUACAGCAUGUUUAUAAACUUUGGAAGGAAGGUAGAUCCUUAGAGAUUCUUGAUGAUGCAGUAGGUUGCUCAUGUCCAACAAUCGAAAUCUUACGUUGCAUUCGAAUGGCUCUUUUGUGUGUACAAGAUAAUCAUGAAGACAGGCCAACAAUGACAGAGGUGGUGAUGAUGUUAGAAAGUGAUGAGCAACUUCUAACUCCACUCAAGCAACCUACAUUAAUAUCAACAUAUAGUGAAGGAGAUUGCUCUACUAAAGAAAUGAGUAUCACAAUCACAGGUCGAUGAAUUGGGAAAUGUGUGUCAUUCACUUGUUUGAAUAUUAUUUUACUGUAAACUAAUACUUUAAUAUUCUAAGUUUAAAUAAAUUAUAAUUAAAUCAUGUAGAACUUCCAAAAAAAUACUAUUGGUUGAAUUUGAACAUGUUCUAUA